Messenger RNA from Eurytemora carolleeae, 1051 nucleotides. Its product is annotated as UDP-N-acetylglucosamine transporter. Gene Ontology annotation, molecular function: UDP-galactose transmembrane transporter activity. The transcript has 2 exons. Bases 15 to 992 code for a protein of 325 amino acids. Gene Ontology annotation, biological process: pyrimidine nucleotide-sugar transmembrane transport. The record is from RefSeq and is a predicted model, not a curated record. Gene Ontology annotation, cellular component: Golgi membrane. NCBI's taxonomy places the organism in Eukaryota, Metazoa, Arthropoda, Copepoda, Calanoida, Temoridae.
UUUAAAGUUUAGAUAUGACAACUGAUUUUAAAUCCAGGAUAAGGUGGGUGAUAUUACUGGUUCUAGUAGUACAAACUUCACUCACCGUACUCUUAUUCCGGUACAGUCUUACUCAUGCCACUGAACACUUUAUCUCCACUACAAUAGUGUUCUGUACAGAGUGUCUUAAAUAUACAUUAAGCCUGCUCCUUCUUCUAUUACAGGAGGGGUUCUCCUUAAAGCGAAGUUGGAUUGUUUACAGGUCGGAGAUAUUAGAGAAGCCGCGUCAAACUAUACUCCUAUCCAUCCCUGCCCUUCUCUACACUGUUCAGAACAAUAUUCUGAUUCUAGCAUUGAAGAAUCUUGAUGCUGCAACCUACCAGGUGACCUACCAGCUCAAGAUACUCACUACAGCAGGCUUCUCAGUUCUCCUUCUUCAGAAACAGCUUCAUUUUACUCAAUGGUUUAGUUUGAUCCUGCUCACGGUAGGAGUAGCUCUAGUUCAGAUACCAGGAGCAGAGGUACUAUCUAUACACCCGGAGAGAAACCGACUGACCGGUCUUAUAUCCGUCCUCGUCGCCUGCUUCUCCUCAGGAUUUGCCGGGGUAUUCUAUGAGAAACUUUUAAAAACAAGUUCUCAGCCUUCAGUUAUAAUACGGAAUCUUCAGCUUGGUGUAUUCUCCCUUCUCUUGUCUGGAUCUGGAAUGAUGAUUUCGGAUUUUUCGGAAAUCCUCGAAAAGGGACUGUUUGUUGGCUACACAAGCUCGGUCGUUACGGUCAUCGUUCUCCAGGCUGUUGGUGGACUAGUUGUAGCAGCUACUAUCAAGUACGCUGACAACAUCUUAAAGGGGUUCGCAACCUCCCUCUCCAUCCUUAUGUCAGGGUUUAUAUCCUGGCUGCUCCUAGGGGACCUGGAGCCAGGUUCUUAUUUUCUCCUAGGAACCUCCCUCGUCCUAAUUUCAAGUGCUCUCUACUGUUAUACUCCUAAACCUGACUCAAAACUUCCAAUUUAAUGAAACAAUUCUGGAAACUUUCUUAAUCAAAUUUGACAAUAAAUGUUUUCUCCAUGAAA